This is a messenger RNA of Cylindrotheca closterium, 2175 nucleotides long. The record is from the annotation of a GenBank genome assembly. Lineage: Eukaryota; Bacillariophyta; Bacillariophyceae; Bacillariales; Bacillariaceae.
AUGGACGAAUCGUUAUAUCUACCCAAUGAAGAGCACGAGGAACAGAAACCAAUUUCGCGACGACAAAGACUUCAUCAGGAGGAGCAGAAUGACGACAAUAAGAAGAGAAGAACAUUACCAAGAGGAAAUACUUCUGCUUUACUCCAGAUGACAGUGUUUUCGGUUGGUUGUAUGGUGAUCACACAGAAAACACUAUUUUGGUCAGCCAGUCAAUCAUCCCGUGGCUUAUCAUCAUCGCUCGAAGAACAAGCGUUCACUCUACCAAAAAUGCAAAGUGAUUCAUCACAGGAGCACGCUACAGAAUCCCCUCUCGAAAUAUCUCAGAAAUCAAAACACAUGAAGCUUGUGAAUCAUCUUAAAAAGAUACACACGCAAUCAAUCGAAUCAAAUAUACAAGAAUCCGCCGAACGGCAUGAUGUUCCGAAUCUGAUUGUUGAAAACAAGAAAAAGAAGACCGAUCAUUAUCCUACUCCUCCAACGACAACAACAAUAGUUGACGAACGAGAUUCCGAUUGUAUUUUUCGCAAUUCUCCACUUUAUCGCUCGGUUUAUGUAUACCCAAGUCCAUUGGAUAAAGAAUGGGAAGGUGAAAUCCUAUCGGAAUAUGCUAGUAGAACUGCUGAUGGCCGAAAUGUUUCGUGGCCUUGGCUGGAAAUGGACCAACGAUUAAAGGAGGAGGGCAAGGCUCAGUACGAUGCCAACAAUAAGGAUUUCAAUCAAUACACUACCGAGUUGCUAGUCCGUGACAUUAUUACGCAUCCAAACUCUUGUCUUCGAACCGACGACCCAGAAUCAGCAUCCUUAUUUUACAUCCCAUACCUUCCGACAAUGGAAUACCACAACGGAUCCCUAUUUGGAGAUUACAAAACUUCUCCGUUUAGUCAGGCCAUGUUGGAUGCGACAUCUCUAUAUGUAAAUGACAGUGACAGCCACUACAACAAGUAUGAUCUAUGGGAGAAAACCUUUGGAUUGACAUCGAAAUACUGGAAAAGACGGAAUGGAGCGGACCAUAUUGUCGUCAUGAGCGAGCCGUUGCAUGGAUUCAGUCAUCCAAGAAACCGACGUGGUAACUAUCAUUAUCUACACAGUCAGAAACAACUGAGCCCACCGAUCGUCAUAUCCAUUGAAUUGAGUACCACCUUUGUGGAAAUGUAUCCAAAUUGCGCCCGCAAGAAUAUCCUGAUGCCAUAUCCGAAUAUUGAUGGAAAAUGGUUCAAUGGGGCAUACAAUCAACAGACAAAAGAACUGUGGGGAAACCUACAAGUACCCAACAUUUCAGAGUCUCUAGCCGCACUCAAAGCUGAACGAGCAAUGGCCAAUUCAUCCAAAGCUACCACCAACACCAACACCACCCAUAUCGAUGAAUUGUUGAGUCAACCCAGACCAUUGGCACAAUUUUACGGAGCUGGAAACCACGGUUCUUGUAGGCAAUUGCGACAAAGGCUAGGGAUGAAUUACCGUUGUACAGAGUCUGGAAAGCUGGCGAAUCGAUUCUCUCGACAAAUCAAGUAUCAGCAUGGGUACCGCCAGUCUACUUUCUGUCCAUGUCCAGGUGGAGACUCUCCCAGUGCGAAGCGUCACUUCGAUGCCUUGCACGCUGGGUGCAUCCCAGUAAUUCUAUCUCAUGACUUUGUCUGGCCCUUUACCAGCGAGUUUGACAAAAAUGCAUGGAGCAUUUUGGAUGACGAUUCGGAAGAUGGAAUGAUGAGAAAAAGGAGGCGGAAUAUGUAUAGAGACGGCAGAAGGGCUUCCAGCAUGGCUGCCUCCACGUCGCCUCUAAGCGCCUCUGAUUUCGCGCUUCGGUUGAAUGCAUCCGAGUUUGAGGGACCAAAGUACGGCUACCAGUGCCAGGUAUGGAAUAAUACAUCCAACAGUUCAAAAAUAUCAAAGGAUCUUCAAUCCUACUUGGAGACAAUAUCCAGUUCUGAAAUUGAAAGACUUCGAGCCGGAGCCUUGCAGGCUUCUGAAUUGUACUCGUACUACAGACGACGACCAGAUCUUCCCGAGAAUCCUCUUCGAGAGGGAAUCCUGCCCGAUGGAGGUGCAGCUCAUCAACUGAUUCGAAUGCUCAGUAGACGGGCCAAUGGCAACUUGUGGCCUGCCUGUCAGAAGGAGCAGCAAGCCGAGUCGUCGUCAUCUCCAUCCAUAGAUAAAAUCUCCACCUUUCAAUGCUGA